AUGGUAGUGAAAAAGGAGGUGAAAAGCGAGAAGCGGAACAAAGAAAGCAGAGAGGAUAGAGAUAGAGAAAAAAAGGUGGAAGACGGAAAGAUGGAAAGCGGAGAGCUGAGGAAAAUAAGAGAGGAAUUGAGAGGAAUAAGAGAAGGUAUAGUGGACUUGGUGGGGUUAUGGAGGAGUUGGAUAGAGAAAGAGGAAAGACAGGGGAAAGCUGGAGAGAAGAGAGAACAAAAGGAGAGCAGAAGGGAAGAGAAGACGGAGGGACAAGAAGAGCAGGGAUCAACAGAUGAGAAGGUUGGAAAUGGAGAAUUCAAGAGGAGAGAGAGCGGAGACAAGCAGCGGGACAGCAAGGAGAGGAAGGAAGAGGAGAGAAGGAGGAAGGUCACGGAGGAGGAAGGAGAGGUAAAGGAAAGGAAGAUAAAAGGUGAGAGGAAGAAAGAAGAGGUGAAGAGCAGGGAAAAGAAGACAGAUGGAGGAGAGGGGUUGAGGGUCAGAGGAGAGGAAGACAAGGAGAGGAGGGGAAAGAUGAACGAGGUGACGGAAUAG
Monomorium pharaonis (pharaoh ant) is the source of this 543-nucleotide messenger RNA. Its product is annotated as nucleolar protein 58-like. The transcript has a single exon. Lineage: Eukaryota; Metazoa; Arthropoda; Insecta; Hymenoptera; Formicidae. The record is from RefSeq and is a predicted model, not a curated record. Bases 1 to 543 code for a protein of 180 amino acids.